Molecule: messenger RNA, 6392 nt
Organism: Dendronephthya gigantea
Lineage: Eukaryota; Metazoa; Cnidaria; Anthozoa; Malacalcyonacea; Nephtheidae
Exons: 16
Coding region: 2762-5494 (910 amino acids)
Source: RefSeq, a predicted model, not a curated record
GUGUAAGGGUAUAUUUGGUAAAAUCUUAAAGGAUAGGUCUUCUUAAGAUCUUUAACAUCAUGACAAGAUCUUAUAGGAUCAUAUUAAGAUAUAAUAAGACACUCUUGGAUCAUGGUAAGGUGUUACAGGAUCAUAGUAUAAAGAUCUUAAAGGAUAACAACAUGAUCCUGCAUUGCAUUAUAAUUUUGGACUAGUUUUGCUUCAACAUUAGGGUAAUUUUCUAUGUGUCAUACAUAUCCCACCAGAUCGAUGCGAAAAUUCAAAUCUGAUCAGUUAGUUCUUUGAACAAAAUUGAUUUCAAAUUGGACCUUAGCAAAUGCAGUUUAGCAAUGUCGAUUUUAAUAGUCGAAAAAGAAUAAAAUGCCUUUUUUAUAUCUCAUUACGGUCAGUGUGCUAAUUAGUUUGACGCAAUAAUGUUUGACGCAAUAAUUAGCUUCGUCAUAAUCACUGUCAUAAUUGACUGACUGCGCGAGUGAAAACAUUACUUUUAACGAGUUAAAAUCCUUUUGAAAUGGCUAGUAAUAAAAGUGGAAAGACUGUGUCACCGGGUCAAUAUCGGUUGGACAUAUACUCUAUAAGAAAGUACCAGCCAGCGCUUCUAGAAUUUCUAGAUAUACAAAACUACGUCUUUUCGUUGAUCGAUAACGCGAAGAGAAUCUUGAUCGAAGAGGAAAUUAUGAACAAAAAACUGCAAGAAAGUUCAAAGAAAGACCACGGAAAAGUAAGAAGGAACUUCUAGGUAUUCCAUUAAUUAAUGUAAUUUGCAGAAUUGCGAUGAUUUACAGCGUUUAUUUUACUCAUUUUAAUAAAAUUUUCAUGCAAUUAUAAGUUGCUGGGCAACCACAGUAGUUGCCAAGCAACUAAUUAAUGGCAAAGCAACAUCUCAUUUCAUUCGCCAUUUGCAGGCGCAAGUGAACUCACGCGCGCUUAUUUAUGUUUAUGUUCACACGCGCUUAUUUAUUUAUGUUAUCUGAAGUGGACGAAAUAAUUGAAACGUUGCCUGAGACUGUAGAAGAAAAAGUUGCAAUGACCAUAAUCGCAGCCGUGUAAAUGCUGGUAAUCAAGCAUCUAAACAAUCAUGUUAUUUCUGUGGUGAAAGCUUCCCACAUAAGCAAGGUCGAAAAUCAUGCCUUGCAAUGGACAAAAAAUGUCGUAAUUGUGGAAAAUCAGGCCAUUUUGCAGUAAAAUAUACACGAGUCUGUAGGUCGCGAGGAUUUGAUCAAGCAAACCGAAAACAAACUGAUGGCGAUGUAAAAUCAAAGGAUAACAAAGUGAGUGUCGUGCACCUUGACUUAAGAAUGGACACACCACUUGAAGCAGACAGUGAUAACGAUAGUGAAAAUGCAUUUACUGCAUGGGAACGCAGCGAAAUUGACGAAAAAUUUGAGCGAGAUACCUAGUGUAAACAUUCAUGACAAGAAAACUUCCUGUGUCAGCUGUACCAAUCGGCGGCAAAGAUCGUGUCAAAGUGCUGAUUGAUGCAGGCGCUUCUGUGAAGAUUCUAUCUUCCCAAGAGGCCAAGACUUUGAAAGACUACAUAAAUCGAAGCAUAUUACGUUGGGACCGACAAGACUAAAGCUGCACGCUUUUGGAUCACAUUCGCCCGUACAAUUGCUUGGAAAAUUUGACACAUAAGUUAUAUCCUCAAAUUUCCUUUAUACUUUUACGUUGAUCGGAGGCCAGCAGCAGGAACUGACGCGAAACUGUACUGACUGUGCACGGGGUGCAAUGGCUUUUUCCUUGUUUAUGAACUCGCGAGGCAUGCUGCAACGGUACUUGCGAUCGGACGAGCUGGUCGGUGUGGAAGAAAGACCAACUGCCAAGGGUAUGCAAUUCGCAAGCUACUCUUAGCUGUAGGCGGGGCUGGUGAAUGCAGCAAAUAGCUGCAAAGCAUAAUUAAAAUCAUGGCUCGUGAUUAAAUUCUGCGGUCGCCCAGGCAGAUCCAACCAUCCUUGCUUUGGAGCUCCAUGAAACAGAAUGGGGCAAGAGAAUAACGUCACCAGCCCAUGACAAUCUCGACCUGUAAAGAACGAACAAGUCUCAUGUCUUUCCACUCACGAGCGAUCUGAUAAAGUUUCGUGACUACCUCUGGAGGCCAUUUCAAAAGGGGACAGAAACCUCCGAAGCCGUGUGAAACCGACAGAAGUGUGCCUUGCAAGACUCGUAAUGUUAAACUGACAAGAAAGAGGGGGAGAGACCGCACGGAUGAAGCUGAAGGCAUACCAAUCGCGAUGUAAUCAAAAUCAAGAGAUGUACCAAUCGCUCUCGGUUUCUAAAAAUAAAAGCAGCUUUGCAAAAAGAAGGUUCCGGUCAUCUUGACACCGGACGUCGCAGCUGUAGAUGCUCUUGAAAUUGCGGUGGUUGGCAAUUGUGGUUGGCCCACAAGUUCAAGGAACGAAAUUUGCGGGACAUGAAUAUCCAAGAGCUUUUAUUAUUACCCGUCAGUAACAAGUAUUGAUCAAGUCAUUCAAGAUGAGGUCAACUAAAGAACCGGGGGACACAUUUCAAGACACAUUUGAUAUAUUUCGAGGAUUCAUUGUCAGACUCGUAUUCACUGCAGGUGGAUUUGGACUGCAAACAACAUGAGCCGGCGUGAGCAAGAUGAUAAUCUGAAGUGAUGCUGGUUCGUUAUACUCGACACAGAUGAAAAAUUCUGAUAUGCUGCCUAAUUAUCAGUGGUUAUGAAAAUUGGAAGGAAUUGUUUAAUCGGAUAUUCAACAAAGUGCCAAAAUUAUAAGGUUGAUAAAAGAUAGCCUGAGAGAUGGACAAAUUAUUUUUAGUAUUUUCAACGCUCUUUUGUUUGUCACGAGCUGGACUCAACGGCAACAAAGACUGCGUUCUGUACCUAGGCUUUGACCGCUACAUUGGAAGUCGUAUUUUAGACAAUUCUAUGGAGAACAAUAAUGCAACAUUAAAUCAUGGUGCAACGGUUACCAAGGUUGAAGGAAGUUGUGGAGUAUGUGCUCAGCUUUUAGGUGGAAACAUUAAUAUACAAGGCAAAGGGUUUCGAGGAAUUCCUCAGUCAGAAGUUACAAUAGCAUUCAUGAUCAAGUUGUUACGAGUUAAUGGAUUAUUGCAUCUGUUUGAAACCAUUGGUGGUCAUUCUAAGCACCAAAAACUGCAAUACCGUUUGGAAGUUCAAGAUGGGAAAUUGAUUUGGUUUCAUCGCAAUUCAUUGGGAAACACAUUGUUCAGUGUUGCUACGGAUGAGCCAGUACUGACCGCAGGUGCCUGGAAUCAUGUUUUAGUGACAUAUACUGUAGUAACAGGAACCGCUCAAGUAUUUAUUAAUGGUGCACUAACGAAAGAAGUUGUCAAGGACCCGGGCGUACCAUUAUCUACUGAUUGGGAGAAAUACGUUGGUAUCGGUACUGAAGAAGGAGAGAAAGACUUGCGUGGAUAUAUCGAUGAAUUCUAUAUUUUCAAUAAAACGUUAAAAGAAAUGGAAAUUAAGAACCUCAUGUCAAAAUGCAGUGGAGCGAAAAGCAGCGUCAUACUUCAUCUAGCGUUUGAGAAAGAUAUGGGAAAUGUUUCGUUGGACACGUCUGGUCUGAAAAACGAUGCUUCUAUCAUGGGUAUCACCCCUCUGAUGCCCUCAUUAGCUGUCAAUGGUACCUGUGGUAUGGGCUUAAAGGUUCCAAGUAACACAGGAAUUAUUAAACUGGAUGGUAAGACAAUUCGAAACAAGCCAACAGACGCUGUUACUAUUGCCCUCUGGGCGAACUUUACGACCGUUGAAGGCAGACAUACACUGUUUGAGACCAUUGGAGGACAUUCUAUGCAUACGAAGAACCAGUAUGAACUAAGUGUGAAUGAUGGGUCCGUUUUAUGGAGACAUCGAAAUGAAUAUGAUCAAAUUGUGUUUGAAGUGAAGUCAGGAGCCAUGAUAUUGCCACGAAACUGGGUUCACUUCGCAGCGACGUACUCUUCAACAAGCAGCAAAGCAGGGAUAUAUAUCAAUGGGGUAUUGGUCAAGGAAGCUCCUGGGACGGGAUCACUCUCAGAGGACUGGGACGGACAAGCAGGUUUUGGGAUGCACACGGGGCUGGCCGGGGAUAUGCUGUAUAUUGAUGAGAUAAUGGCGUACAAUCGCGCACUAACGCCAUUUGAAGUUAAAAACCUGUUUGGUAAAUGUAACUUCGGUGGGAAUAGUGGAGGCAGCAAAGGUUUCCAAUUGGUGUACUAUAGUUUUGAAAGGCAAUCUGGUAAUAUUGUGUUUGAUGAUUCUGGUAAUAGCAUCGAUGCUUCAGUUAGCAGUCUAGCGCAGGUCACAAAAGCAAGUGGGAAUUGUGGUAGUGGACUUCGCUUAAACCAAGGUGACAUAAGCAUAAAGGGAUCAGCGAUGAUACGGCGUCCAUUGUUCGGUAUCACCGUCAUGUUAUGGUUGAAGCUAGACAACAUCCAGGGGGAUCAAGAAAUAUUCAUGACUACGAAUCCUAAGAAUCCUGGAAAUAAACACGGUCAAUAUCAUUUCCAAAUCAAUGCAGGGUCCGUCAGAUGGUUUCAUAGAAACACAAUGUCACAAACAAUUUUUAGCGUUGAAACUAAAGAAGCAAUUAUUCAGCCCGGUGUAUGGACACAUGUCUGUGCGACGUACGAUGUCAGGACUCGUAAAGCUGAGAUAUAUAUCAAUGGUCAGCUGAAGAAUUCCCAAACCAGUCUUGGGGGUGGAGCUUUAUCACAGGACUGGAGUGGCAAAGUCGUGAUUGGUAAACUGUAUGACAUGUCGGACAGCGGUCAAUGGAUCGAAAGUCAACCACUACUUGGUAUUAUCGACGAAUUUUACAUUUUUGGCAAAGCACUGCCUGCCGCUGAGAUUCAGUCUCUCAGCCAAACGUGUAACUCGCAUCGAGUUGUACUGCAUUUUGGAUUUGAGAAAGGCCAAGGACUUUUCACCCUGGACCAGUCGGGGCUAGGCAAUAAUGGCAAACUGGUAAAUUUAACUCUUUCGGAUAUGCCAGGUAUUUGUGGACUGGGUAUGAACAUGAGUCACGGUGAGAUCGACAUCGAUGGUCAGCGGUUCAAAGGGAAACCUUUGAACGCAAUCACGUUAGCUACAUGGAUGAAGUUAAAUACAAACAGGGGUCACCACCAGCUUUUCAACACCAUUGGCAGUCGUUCUGAGCAUAAAGACGAUCAGUACAAUUUUGCUAUUGACAACGGCAAAGUUAUCUGGUCGCACAAUGACGAGAAAGGCAAAUCUAUUUUUAGAAUAGAGACUAUACCCAUAAUUCCCGCGCGAAAUUGGACACACGUGACUGCAACAUAUGACUCAACAUCAAUGCUCGCCAAGGUUUACACUGGUGGGAAAUUAAUUAAAGAAAAAUCCGGCACGGGACUCUUAUCCCAGGAUUGGGGACAUUUUGCCGGUAUUGGUCGCCAUUUUUACGAAAAGGAGUACCUGAAUGGCGCCACAGACGAAUUUUUAAUGUAUAACUACGCUCUUUCCGACAGUGAGAUUCAGUAUCUUGCUAAGGCAAACUGUGGAAAGUAAAAAUCGCAUACAGUAGAUCUAUAUUAGCCAGUAUGUCUUAGAAGAAUGCGCUUCUAUCAACGAAAUUCUGCGUCGCUCACAUAGGAAGUCCCUCUAGUCCCAUCCAAUUCUAUUUUAGACUAAAGGCUGUUUCUAUAUAAUGAAAUGUUUUGAGGACUAUCAUUGUAAUCAGGGAAGCCGGAACGAUGCAAAGGCAGGAGGGGAAGAUUUUUGCGAAAGCGUACUGCUGUACUGCCGCAUACCAGAUAUUUGCAAAACACCGUCUGUGACUCUGUGUAACUUAGCUUUUCUUGAAUCUCGUUGGCAGCACUUCUAGCGUUGCACAAAGCAGAUUUCAUGGUUGGGUAAAAGCAAGGGGGAGCUUCCCACCCCUGGUUCGCGCGAGAAACAUUAGCUACGGUAUUAAUUUAAUGUAGCCAGGAAACAUUUAUUAGCGAGGUUCAGAUUUGACUUCGACUAAGGGAAAGAAGUCAAUCCGAACCAGGUCAGCGAGAGGCAGAACAAAGUUUAAAUUCUGGACCUGAAUAUUAUCGUUUUGCAAUGAAAUUCAAAAAGGUAAAAUUGGGUAGGCCUUUAGUAGGUAAUGUGAGUUUUAAUGCUGGCAGAAAACUCAAAGAUCUUUACCAUCGAAUAUUAAGAUGGCUGUUUAUAACAGUAUAUAUUCUUUAAUGAUUGUAUAUUAUACUUCGCCUGGGUAAUUCACAUUGUUGGGCCAUUUGGAGAUCUUUUGUCAUUUGCUUGUGUAUAUAUUGUUUUUGUAGUAUGCAGUAAGUUUAUAGAAAUGAAUAAAAAUGAAUUAAUGAAUUGAAAAUAUCAGCGCUCCAAGAAGAAAUUUAAAGUCUAGUCUGAUAAGUCUAUCUGAUUAGCCUUUCUCGCGAUGGCGUUUUUGGGGGUACUU